This is a messenger RNA of Trichosporon asahii var. asahii CBS 2479, 2958 nucleotides long. RefSeq lists its product as uncharacterized. Gene Ontology annotation, molecular function: hydrolase activity. The transcript has 9 exons. NCBI's taxonomy places the organism in Eukaryota, Fungi, Basidiomycota, Tremellomycetes, Trichosporonales, Trichosporonaceae. Gene Ontology annotation, biological process: nucleotide catabolic process. The coding region runs from base 1 to 2958 and encodes 985 amino acids. The record is from RefSeq and is a predicted model, not a curated record.
AUGAUCGGCAAUCCAGAGCAGACGUCACUGCAGACCCUGUCAACACCACCGCAUACCCUGCAGGCGCCUUCUGGAAUGCCUCGACUGGCGUCCGGCGUCCUCUCCUCAUUCUCUCCUUCUCUCCUCCUCUCCCGCUUAUCCACAAUGGCAACCUCAGUGCCAAUCCUAGCCUUCAACGACGUCUACCGCGUCCAGCAGCGCUACGUUCCUCAGCCCGGCUGUCCCGACCCGCCCAACGCCUUUCCCCCCGAUGCGGAGAUCAAGGUCGGCCAGUUUGCCCAGCUCGUGUACGACCUGAGGGCGCAGUGGCCGCUGCGCAAACCGGGGCUCGCGGAGGGGGGCUCGGACGAUGAUGGACGGGACGGCCUGUUUCUCUUUGCAGGCGAUGUGUUCUCCCCUUCAGUCGAGAGUAGCGUCACGAGAGGCAGUCAUAUGGUCCCCGUCUUGAACGCGAUCAAGAUCGACGCAGCAUGCGUUGGUAACCACGACUUUGACUUUGGAUACCCGCACAUGACCAAGCUGGUCGGCGCUACCAAGUUUCCCUGGCUGCUGUCCAAUGUCAUUGAUGACCGCACCGGACGGACUCCGGCGCCCCUCCACCGCUUCGUCGUUGAGGAGCGGUGCGGAGUCAAGGUCGGCCUGGUGGGACUCGUCGAGGAAGACUGGAUCGCGACGAUUCCCUCUUGGCCGAGCCACUUCCGCUACCGUCCCAUGAAGGAGGUUGGACUCGAACUCAGCGAGCUCCUGCGCGACCCGAACGGACCGUACCGCGUCGACAUCAUCAUUGCGCUCACGCACAGCCGCGUGCCCAACGAGCUCGGUGCUGUGAACCGUCCUGACGAGAUCCGGAACACGCACGGCGUCGACCUCAUCAUUGGUGGCCAUGACCAUAUCUACUACGGAGCCGCUUCAUGGGACGGCUUUGUUGGCCUGCGCGACAAGCCGGGCACGGAAGGCGACGACGGGAUCAUCAAGUCCGGCACCGACUUCCGUGACCUGUCAAGUGCGACGCUGAACCUCUCCCCGCCAGACGACACGGCGAUCCGGCGGCGUGUCAUCGACACCCUCACGGGGAAGCAUCACUACGUCGUCCCCUCUUCCCCAACCAACCCCGCAGUCGAUAAGCUCAUGAACAAACUCCUAAGCAGCGUGACCAAGACGCUCUCCCAGCCCGUGUGCUUCAGCAUCACGCCGUUCGACGCGCGCAGUGAGGUCGUGCGAACGCGCGAGUCCUCGCUGGGCAACUGGACGGCCGAUGUGCUGCUGCACGCGUACGACGAGAGUCUGGUCGAUAAGAAGAUUGUCGUUACGAAGAAUCCGGAUCAUGACUCGAAGCUGACCAUUUCGUCGGGCGCCGACGCAUGCAUUAUCUGCGGAGGCACGCUGCGAGGAGACAGUCAGUACGGCCCCGGCAAGAUUGGGCUUGGAGACAUUCUCGAGAUCUUCCCCUUCGACGAUGCGGUGGUGUGUCUGGAGAUCGACGGCGAAGGCAUUUGGCAGACAAUCGAGAGCGGUCUCUCCCGCUGGCCGGCGCAGGAGGGACGCUUCCCCAUCGUCUCUGGCCUGGCGGUCGAGUGGGACUCGCAAGCACCCCCGAUGCACCGUGUCAAGAGCAUCCACCUCACCCUCCCCUCAAGCGGGGAGGACAUGGAGGACCCCGUCGAAUUCGUAGACACGGCGGACGGAACCCGGCUCGAAGUCCGGCGCGCCCGGCUGCGUCUCGGCGACGAGGUCAAGAACGAGAAGGGCGGGCGAAUCUACCGAGUGUACAUGGCAGACGGGUUCGACGGCUUCGAGGCGCUGACGGGACGCAAGUUCCUCGUCGACCACGAAACGGGCACGAGCAUCAGCAACAUCAUCCGGUCCUUCCUGCUGGGAUCCGCGUACAUUAUGCGCAAGAAGCAGCUCGUCGAGGACGCCGAGGUUGCCGAGCAGGCUGCCGCGGAUGCGCCCGCGGCGGCCGCCGCCGCCCACGGCCAGAACACACAGGGCGCGCAGGGCACGCCCGCCGUCUCCAUCCCGGGUGCCCCCUCAACCCCAGCAAAGGGCCACGCGGCAGCCUGCGACCUGACAGACGCCGUGGGGCCCGACGGCGUGAGUCCCGCCAACGGCGCGUACUUCGGCACCAAGACCCCGCUCGUGCUUAAGAAGCACCGGGAGCGGGCCGCGCGCUCGCCCGUCGCAUCCCCCCGUGCCAGUCUGGCAGGCAGGGAGCGCAAACCGGCCACAGAGAUGAACACCCGCGCCGUUAGGGAUAGGGGCGUCGUCGACGUCGCGGUCGAGCAGAGGGGCCACAUGCCGGGGGGCGACUACAAUGUGCAACUCGGGGAGCCGGAGCCCGCCUCGAGUCUGGUGCAGGUGCAGGAGGUCGAGCUGCCCACGAAAGACGCUUUGCUCGACCCAUCCUUCACGCCCGAGCAGCCGGGUCAUAUGCCCGGCGGGACGGAGAAUGUCUUUGACCCGCCCGCGGCGCCAGCCGCUACUCAAUCCCAGGGAACCCGGGGAACCCAGGGUAACAAUGGGGAGCAAGUAGUCGUCGAGGGAGAACAGGUGCAAGUCCAAGAGAGCAGCUGGGACUUCCUCCGGCACCACGUCGUGCAGCACGACUGGGACUUUAUCAAGGAGGCAAUCUACCUCGCGAAGCACGAGCACAUGUCGGACGUGGACCGGUUCAAGGGCGACCUCAUGCGCAGGAUUCAGGCGGGUGUCUCGACCGCCCCUACGCCCGCGCGCACGCCUACGCCUGCGCCGACGCCUGGUCUCACUGCUGGUGGUCCCGGGGCUGCCGGCGCUGCUGCCGCAGGUGGCCUCACAGGAAUGAGAGGGGAAGGAAACGUGGGCAUGCCCUGCGACGACAAGUGUAAACUGGAGAUUGACCAGUUGGACAAUGACCUUGCUAUUGUCAGUCCGCUGGUCGAUGGGCGGUUGAGGGAUAUGUCGGGGAUGGAUGGCCUGUGA